CCGUGAACGCGUCACUGUCAGUGGGCCUCGUGCAGAUCUCGCGAGGUUUGCGUGUCUGUCUCGCAUUGGAUUUAAUGCAGCUCUCGCGAUGUCUCGGUCUCUUCCGUGGCCGUCGUUGACUGAGAGACAUUGGCCAUGUUCAGUACCAGCGCCAAAAUAGUGAAGCCGAAUGGCGAAAAGCCAGACGAGUUCGAGUCUGGGAUCUCCCAGGCUCUGCUCGAGCUGGAGAUGAACUCCGACCUGAAGGCUCAGCUGAGGGAGCUGAACAUCACUGCAGCAAAGGAAAUCGAGGUUGGUGGCAGCAGGAAAGCCAUCAUCAUCUUUGUUCCCGUUCCCCAGCUUAAGUCCUUCCAGAAGAUUCAGGUGCGUCUGGUGAGGGAGCUGGAGAAGAAGUUCAGCGGCAAGCACGUGGUCUUCGUCGCACAGAGGAGAAUUCUGCCCAAACCCACCAGGAAAAGUCGCAUCAAGAACAAGCAGAAGCGUCCCAGGAGUCGUACUCUGACCUCAGUCCACGACGCCAUCCUCGAGGAUCUGGUGUUCCCCAGUGAGAUCGUGGGAAAGAGGAUCAGAGUCAAAAUCGACAGCAGCAGACUCAUCAAGGUCCAUCUGGACAAGGCGCAGCAGAACAAUGUCGAACACAAAGUGGAGACGUUCUCUGGUGUCUACAAGAAGCUCACUGGCAAAGACGUGGUGUUUGAAUUCCCUGAAUUCCAGCUGUAAAUGCAGAUGACAAAAUAAAUUUGUUUACUCUCAA
Molecule: messenger RNA, 754 nt
Organism: Platichthys flesus (European flounder)
Lineage: Eukaryota; Metazoa; Chordata; Actinopteri; Pleuronectiformes; Pleuronectidae
Gene: rps7
Product: ribosomal protein S7
Exons: 7
Coding region: 136-720 (194 amino acids)
Biological process (GO): rRNA processing; translation; ribosomal small subunit biogenesis
Cellular component (GO): cytosolic small ribosomal subunit; small-subunit processome; 90S preribosome
Molecular function (GO): structural constituent of ribosome
Source: RefSeq, a predicted model, not a curated record